This is a messenger RNA of Neurospora hispaniola, 963 nucleotides long. RefSeq lists its product as uncharacterized. The transcript has 2 exons. NCBI's taxonomy places the organism in Eukaryota, Fungi, Ascomycota, Sordariomycetes, Sordariales, Sordariaceae. The record is from RefSeq and is a predicted model, not a curated record. Bases 100 to 951 code for a protein of 283 amino acids.
CGCCCAGAGGCCCUCGGGUGUCUGUUUCUCAACUGAACUCACUCUUCUCCAACUUCACUAUUUCCUGCACAACUACUAGAGACCAUUCGUUUGCCAUUCAUGUCCUCAGUUCGACUUUUGUCCCGCGUUCUCCAAGUGUCUCUACGCAAUCAAAGUCGACGUCCACUCACAGCUCGAUUCAUUCCAGCCCGAGCCAUUCCAGCCAUCACAACUGCAGCUGCCUCGCAAGCAACGAGAAGUAUGGCGUCCUCGGCCCGCCGUGUAGAGUCCCACGAGAUCCCCAGCAUCCAUGACCUCUACGACGAGGGCGUACUCCCCGAGGAGGGCUUCGGCGUGACAGACUCCUAUAAGCAAACGCUCCCCGUUGUCGUCGACGGCGACUCUAAUGCUUUCCCAACCCCCUCGUCUGAGCUCAACAAGCGCAUUGCCAUCCACCACGGAGACAUCACCAAACUUCAGGUCGAUGCCAUUGUCAACGCCGCAAACAACUCCCUUCUUGGUGGCGGAGGCGUAGAUGGUGCCAUCCAUUGUGCCGCCGGCUCCCAGCUGGUUCGCGAGUGCCGCACCAAGGGUGGAUGUGACACGGGUGACGCUGUCAUGACUGACGCCUAUGACUUGCCUUGCAAAAAGGUCAUCCACACGGUCGGUCCUGUCUAUUCAUCGGGGAACCACCAGGAGUGCGAGAAACUCCUCAUCUCCUGCUAUCUACGCUCUCUGCAGAUAGCAGCAGAGGCUGGACUCACCACCAUCGCUUUCCCCGCCAUCAGCACCGGCAUCUACGGUUAUCCGAGCACAUAUGCAGCUCAAGCAGCCCUUGGUGCCAUUCGUCAUUUCCUGCUAGAUCCCAAGACACCGGCCACAAUCACAAAGGUCAUUAUUGUCACUUUCGCCCCCCAGGAUACGCGUGCCUACCACAAAUGGCUACCGACGUACUUCCCUCCCUCAAUUUGAAAACCUGGGAGG